Molecule: messenger RNA, 698 nt
Organism: Cryphonectria parasitica EP155
Lineage: Eukaryota; Fungi; Ascomycota; Sordariomycetes; Diaporthales; Cryphonectriaceae
Exons: 3
Coding region: 252-566 (104 amino acids)
Source: RefSeq, a predicted model, not a curated record
CAAAGGACUCACCAACACGAACAUCCACUCCUCCUCCUGCGUACAGACCGACCACGGUUGUACCAAUAAGCCAGAAUCAAGCUUCUGUUUCGCAAGACGAUAGCAAGAAGUCAUCUCCGUCCUCAUCAACACCAAAGGAUCCUUCUCCCCCGGCUUACAACACUGUCACGAGUCCUCAGCCGGCUCAGCAUAAAGAACCCAGCAAAAGCUCUGCACAAAUUUCCCAAUCCGUCACAACCGUUCCUCACGAAAUGUCUUCCGCAGCCAGCAGCCCUGAUGCCCAGAAGACUGCCGCCAUGACCAACGCUGGCAUGGGAAACAGAGGCUUUGACUUUGCUGUUGGCAAUGGUAACACGAAACUGACUGCUCAGUCGGGGAAUGGCUUGCCUUUGCCAGGACUUUCGGGCAAGGGUAACGGCCCAGUUGGAAACCUUCUGAGAGGACCUGUGGAUGAGGAGGGAAACUUGAAAGCUGCUGCUCUGACUGUUGGAAUCAAGCUUGAUUUGGAGGCUGAAGUGCACCUAUCUGCGCGGGUGAGAGGUGAUAUCUUGGUCGGUCUCUACUAAGCUUUUGUCCCGACCUUCACUGAGGGUAAUGCGUUAUUGAAUUUCGGGGGGCGCUAAAUGCCAAGAGUAUACCUCACGAUGGAGCCAGAUAUAAACGAUCAUAAAUCAAGGAGUUUUCAUUAUUACAAAGGC